Messenger RNA from Tuber aestivum (summer truffle), 2521 nucleotides. NCBI's taxonomy places the organism in Eukaryota, Fungi, Ascomycota, Pezizomycetes, Pezizales, Tuberaceae. The record is from the annotation of a GenBank genome assembly.
GGCUCUACGCACACACAACCCUAAGGUAGUAGUCUAAGUAAGCGUAAGUGAGUGAGUGUUUAGCUACCACCACCAUAAUCACCCUUCUAGCCCCCGGUAUUCCACUCCCGCAUUUGACUGUCGAGCGAUAGUCCCAACCGCCGAUGGCAGGCCUUCACAAAAUCAUUGUCGGGCUCGACUUUGGUACGUUUCUCUAUCAUGAUUUUCCAAUCGGAACCUAACUAAAAUCUCCCCCUCAUCUAGGAACAACAUAUUCCGCCCUCGCCUGGGCGUCAACCAACCUUCCGGGUCAAAUCAACCUGAUAGGAAACUGGCCGAGCGCUGGGAUCCUAACCCACCACAGUGCGCCCACCGAGAUCGCCUACCACGAGGGCGGCACAACAGACUUCUCCUGGGGCUACGACAUCCCGAGAACUGUACGGAGAUUGAAGUGGUUCAAGCUGCUUCUGGAGAGUAACGAUGAGCAUGUGCAGAGUGGGAUGCCUCUGCCACCGGGGAUGACGGCGAUGGAUGUCACCCGGGAUUUCUUCUCAGCCCUCUACCAGCACGCUAUGAGCACACUUUGGAAGCAGAAUGGGGAGGCGGUGAUGUCGAUGACGAGAGUAGAUUUCGUGCUUACGGUGCCGGCGGUUUGGUCGGACACUGCCAAACAGAGUAUGUUUCUCUUUCUUCUCCUGGGAUUGGCUAAUGGGUUGCGUCUGUGGGUUACCGGGAUUUCUGAUCAGUCAUAGGGACAAGAGAAGCGGCGAUCGCGGCGGGGAUGUUGAAUGAACAUAACCUUUCGUUGCUAUCAGAGCCGGAGGCUGCGGCGAUAUAUACUAUUAAGAAUCAGGAUAGGAAUGCUAUAAACGUAUGUUGCUUGCUUCUCGUGACAAACUUAGCUAACCUCCCAAGGUUCACGACAAGAUCGUAGUCUGUGAUGCUGGCGGCGGAACAGUCGUGAGUCUACCCCCGCAUAAGCCGAAGUAACAGCCUAGCUAACCGAGAUUUAGGACUUGAUCUCUUACACGGUCCUUAGUAUCAACCCUCUAAAAGUAACGGAAUGUGCUGUGGGGACGGGUAAAUCCUCCCCGAGCCCAUAAGAUGCCUUAGAAUACUGAUCCUUAAUUCCAUAGGCGAUUUCUGCGGCUCAACCUACAUUGAUCGUAACUUCGAAAAGUUGCUUCAGCAACGCCUGGGCAGCCACUACAACACCCUACGUGUAGAAACCCAACAGCGUAUCGUAAAAAACUUCGAAGAGGUGAAGUGUGCGUUUAGGGAUAAACCUGACCAAAGUUUAUAUCACGUGAAUGUCCCAACCGUAGACACGAUCCAAGAAGCGGGGAUAUAUAGCGGGGAGUUCCAAUUGACUCGGUAAGUCUAUGGGAUCAAGUGGGCUUAAGUAUGCUAGGCGGCUACUAACAAACGGAGUAACUAGUGAGGAAAUGAGAGGACUGUUUGAUCCGGUAAUCGACCAAAUCAUGAUUUUGAUAAGCAGUCAAAUACAAUCCAUCUCCAGAGAGGGAAGUAACGUAAACGUAGACUAUGUCCCCUCCACAACUGCUUCGCGGUAUCAUGUAUACUAACUGAACUACAGUCUGUCCUCCUCGUCGGCGGCUUUGGAGAAUCCCCGUACCUCUUCCAACGCCUGGAAGCCUGGUGCCGGCAAUGGGGGAUAAGUGCCAUCUCCCCCCACGGAGCGUACCUCCCCCGACUUCGUUCCCUUCCACGCAGCCGCUAACACACCCUCCCAGCGCAACAGCGGUGGUAAAAGGGGCCGUCCUACGGGGCCUCGAACCAUCCCUACCUCUCCAAGUAAGCACCGUUGUCCGGCGCGCCCGUCGGCAUUACGGCACCCCAAUGAGCACCCUCUUCAUCCCGGGCCAACAUGGCGAGCGCGAUGCCUACACCGACCCAAUAACCGGCCGCAAGAUGGCGCGCAACCAAGUAUCCUGGUUCCUGGCAAAGGGAGAGCCAAUAACCGACGACCGACGCAUAACCAAGAACUUUUGCCGAAGCUUCAGGAAAUACUCCGGACCGUGGGUCGAUAGUAUGGUGGCGUGCGACCUGGACAGCCCGCCUAGCAGGGUCACGCAAGAUGUCAAGCAUGUUUGCAAUAUCUCGGCAGAUCUGAGCACCGUGAGAAAGUCCUGUUACGAGAAGAAGUGGAAGAACUGGAGGAGGUUUUACGUCGCGAGAUAUAAUCUAGAUUUGACGAUUUCGAGUGGGGAUAUGAAGUUUGAGUUGAUUUUCAGGGGGGCAAGUUUUGGGGUGAGCCUGGCCCCGUUCUUAUUUAGUGUGGCGCUAAGAUAGAGCUGACGGUGGGAUGUAGGGUAUUUCGGUGACUUUCGACCUGUAGGUGUGGAUUGGUAGAGGUUAUGGGUGGGGGAUCGUUAGCGGUCAUGAUAUAUCCUUCUUGUGGUCUACCCUCAGGGUUUUGUGGAGAGAGGAGCACUCGAGCUUGGUUGCGAGAAAAACUCCCUCGAGUAGUGGAUGAUGAAGAUUGUAUCAUACGCUUUAUAUACACGUCAAACAAACCCCU